AUGCAACAUCCUGAAAGAAUUUUUAACACAGAUGAAAGUGCAUUUUUCUUAAAUCCAAAACCAGGACAUGUUCUCGCUAGAAAAGGAGAUAAAAAUGUGUAUGCUUCUUCAGGCGACGAUAAAGAAAAUUUGACCGUUCUGAUUACAGGAAAUGCUGCAGGAGAGUUGGCACCUACUCUGGUAGUAUAUAACUAUGCAAGAAUACCGUCAUUAGUUUCAGAAAAUUUUCCCGAUGACUGGGCCAUUGGUCGUUCAGAAAGUGGAUGUGCUUAG
Molecule: messenger RNA, 273 nt
Organism: Parnassius apollo (apollo)
Lineage: Eukaryota; Metazoa; Arthropoda; Insecta; Lepidoptera; Papilionidae
Source: the annotation of a GenBank genome assembly